This is a messenger RNA of Lentinula edodes (shiitake mushroom), 4309 nucleotides long. RefSeq names its product non-SMC mitotic condensation complex subunit 1-domain-containing protein. Gene Ontology annotation, cellular component: nucleus; condensed chromosome, centromeric region. Lineage: Eukaryota; Fungi; Basidiomycota; Agaricomycetes; Agaricales; Omphalotaceae. The record is from RefSeq and is a predicted model, not a curated record. The transcript has 17 exons. The coding region runs from base 106 to 4080 and encodes 1324 amino acids. Gene Ontology annotation, biological process: meiotic chromosome condensation; mitotic cell cycle; mitotic chromosome condensation. Gene Ontology annotation, molecular function: histone binding.
CGCGUUUUCAACGAUCUCACUUCUUGGGAAGGGUUGAACCUGUAUCUAUUCACUCAGUCAUCUCUCUCUAACGAUUAGCUGCGAUAUCAAGUCUGGUCUGCUCUAAUGACCUCAAGCUUUGAUUUAGCGGAUGCCCUAGAAAGACUCACAUCCAGUGCUUCCGAGUUCGAAAUACCAAAUGAAAGAGAUGUUAGCAGAGAAGAAGCCGAGCAAUUGCUUGAAGCUGCUGUGGAAGCCGUCGCGGAAUCCAGCGACUCUAUCACCGAUCCUCAGGUAUUCGAUUUGUACUGCAGCCUGUUAAAACAUUCGGAAUUUGUGCCCGGAUCUGUCAUGAACAAGCUACUGGACUCCAUCACAUCCGGUCUCUCUACUCAACUGGAUAGUGCCAGGAAAGAUAUACAGAACGAAGACCAACAGGUAUAUCGCACCCACAAGGCACCCCUGGAAAUGUACGCGUUUCUCUUGCAGUGGUUUGUUCAAGCUGCAGAGAAGGUGAAAGGGACAGCAGAGCCUUCCACUCCUGUUCCAAAAUCUCGCAGAGGGAGGGGAGCAAAGUCUAUGGGCGCUCGAGCUCCUGCUCGUACUAAGAAAUCGGAGGAAUGGACGUGGUUUGACCAUGUGGCAGUCACCCUCGGGCUGAUUGCGCGUCUUCUCGCUCAAUUGAACACCCAGCGUCUAUGGACGACCAACACAGAGCGAGAGGUGUUCAUUAGCUGCGUUACACGUCCGGCAUAUCAAGUUGCAGAAAGCGAAGUCUUCAUGAAAUCACUCGAAGUCAGACAGAAUUUCUACAAAGUCAUUUGUCGAGCCGUGAAGAAUCAAAACCACGCAGCCACUGCUCAAAUCUUGCUUAUGCAGCGCCUUCAGUAUCAUGAACACCUCGCUGAACCGAUAGCUGAAUGUCUCACGUUGCUGGCCAAGGAAUAUGACCAUACGCAGCUCGGUGACGAGAUUAUCCGUGAAAUUUCGCAAAAGGAGUUCAAUGCGCAGGAUAACAAAGCCCCUCGUAUCUACGGUCGACUUCUUACCAAGUUCGCAGAGGACAGUCCUCGCGCCCUCUUAAAGCAGCUCAGUCUGUUGCUUGCUCAGUUGGAAUCUGAUGCCUAUCCAAUGCGUAUGGCUGUCAUAGAAUCAAUGGGUCUCAUAAUCCUCGACCUUGCCGCUGCACUUGAUGGCGGAACUGCUGAAGACCCCCACCAGUUUGAAAAGCAGAUAAAAGGGAUAUACGACUUUCUCCUUGAACGCGUGUACGAUUCCAACUCCUAUGUGCGGGUCAAAGUUUUAGCUGUCUUAACUCGGUUAUCACGCAUCAAGAGGAAAUUCCCCAAACAAAGGCUGAAGGUCACCAAAGAAGCAGUGGGGGCACUCGAGGAUAAGACACCAACAGUACGGAAGAACGCUAUAACCCUCCUCAUCGAACUGCUCCACACGCACCCGUAUUGGAUGGUUGAUGGAGGCAGGCUGUCCUUGGAUGUUUUCAAUGAGGGUUACGCCAAACUGAAGAAAGAGCUCGACGAGAUAGAACAUACAGCCCAUCAACGCGUGAUGGAAGCCACAAACGAAGAGGAGGAUGAAGAGGGUGAAACUACGAAGAAACCGAAAAAGAAGAAAAGAACUGAAGAUGACAUGGAAGUUGACGACGAGGACGAGGAACCGACCGAUGACGAGGAUGAGAAUGAAGAUGAGGGCGAAAACACUUCAAUGGCUGUCGAUGAAGAAGGGCAGCUUCCCAGUUCUACGAAGAAGAACAAACUGAAACCACGGAAAUCCCAGUUGAAUCUCGAAGCCUUCAAUGAUGACGAAGCGAUCAGGAAAUUAACGAGUGUUGACACCGAAAAGCUUCGUCUCCAAAAAAAGUACUUUGCAGAUGGUCUGGAAUUCAUCCGACAAAUGGAAGGUGCCAUAGUGUUGUUGGUGCAGAUGCUUGGAUCUAAAAGUAAAGCUGAAGUUUUGGAGGCUAUGGAAUUUUUCAGGGUAGCACAUGAAUAUCAACUUUCAACCGCUGAGACUGGUAUCCGGAAAAUGCUGCAUUUGAUUUGGAACAAGGACAACAACGCGACGUCUGAAGAUGGCAAACAACUGAAAGGUGUUCGUGCAAGAUUAUUAGAAUGUUAUCAAGAGCUGUACUUCAACCCCGUACCCGACAUAUCUCCCAAGGAACAGGUCAAUCGUAUCGCAAAGAACAUGAUACAGCUCACGUUCGACGCGACACUUGCAGACCUAACAAGCUUGGAGGAGAUGAUGCGGACAAUGAUGGAAGAUGACAGAGUGCAUCAAGACGUUAUCAAUAAGCUCUGGAACAUCUUUAGUGUGGAAAAACAUAUUCCAAAGUACCAAAGACGUGGAGCUAUCAUCAUUCUGGGUAUGCUUGCUCUUUCAAAGCGAAGUGUGCUUGUCGACAAAGUGGAUGUCAUGCUCAAAGUCGGACUGGGCGCCCUAGGAAAGGCGGACCUCACAUUAGCGCGCUUCACCUGUGUUGCCCUGCAGCGUCUUGCUGGUACCAUGAAAAAAGUGAAGGGUACGAUGCCGCAAACAAAGCGAAUCGAAAUGGAUAGUCCAAUCUUCCGCAAAAUGCGCGAUGUCAUCGAACGCCCGUGUCGGUCAAAGGAUUGGUUCGGCCUGGCCGAGCAAGCGAUCAACACCAUCUAUGCUCUCGGUCAACAGCCUGAUGACCUCUGUAGCGAUAUCAUCAAGAAAAUGACAAUCCGAAUUUUCACUCCCAAGACUCAGGCAGAAAUCCCGCAGAAAGAUUUGGAUGCGAUGGAUGAGGAUGAAAAUCCUUCACAAGCCAACGGUAACCCGUCACAAACUGACGAGGACAAAGGUGACGCCUUUGAACUCGCUCAAUUGUUGUUUGUGGUGGGACACGUCGCCAUCAAACAAAUAGCUUACCUUGAAGUUGUCGAGCGAGAAAUGAAGAAGCAGAAAGAAUCUCAAAAAUCUGCGGGAAGUACCUCGAACGGACCCCAAGCCACGGAUAAGGACGGAGAAGAGCUCGAUCAAGUUACUGGGAAUACAGAGGACGAAAUCGGGGACAAAAUCACAGAGAUCCGAGAGCACGAAAUGCUUGAUAAGGAUUCUCUUCUUGGUGUUUAUGGUCCAAUGCUUGUGAACAUCUGCGGUAGUCCCCAAAAAUUCAAGAACCCUACACUCAGAGCUGCAGCCACCCUUUCUCUCAGUAAAUUCCUCUGUGUCAGCUCUACAUUCUGCGAGCAGCAUCAUCGCCUGCUGUUCAAAAUUCUGGAAACAUCCAAGAAUGCUGGUAUUCGAAGCAACAUAGUGAUCGCUCUUGGUGAUGUCGCUGUGUCUUUCAGCAGUAUCAUCGACGAAAACAGUAAUGAAUUAUACAAAGGCCUCUCUGACCGCGACCCGAUCGUGAAGAAGAACACGCUCAUGGUGCUCACUCACCUAAUUCUAAAUGGUAUGGUCAAGGUCAAAGGUCAACUUGGAGAGAUGGCAAAGUGUGUCGAGGACGAGGAGGAUUUACGGAUCUCGGAUCUUGCCAAACUUUUCUUCCAGGAAUUGUCCACGAAGGAUAAUGCAAUCUACAACAACUUGCCCGAUGUCAUCAGUCAUCUUUCUGCAGGGGAUAAUGCUGUAGACGAAGUGAAGUUCCAAAAGACACUCAAGUUCAUAUUUGGCUUUAUCGAAAAAGAAAAACAAGCCGAAAACAUCGUCGAGAAACUAUGCCAGCGAUUUAGACUUACUGAUGAUCCACGACAGUGGCGCGACAUCGCCUACUGUCUGUCGCUGUUGCCUUACAAGUCUGAGAAGUCGGUCAAAAAGAUCGUCGAAGGUCUGCCGUUUUAUCGGGAUAAACUUUACGAGGAAGGUGUUUUUGAAAAGUUCCAGGAGAUUCUGCAGAAAGCCCGGCUAACCAAAAGUAAGAACGAUAUCGGGGCAGAACUGAAGGAGUUUGAAGAGAUUCUCGAUGAGGCCCGUCGCCAGGGUCAAGAUGAUCAGGCUCUAGAGAAACGAGCUAAAGGCAAGAAGGCACAAGCUAAAAAACGUGCAAAGAAGAACGCUCGUCGCGUGCCAGCAAAGGCAACUCAAGAUCGAAGCGAAUCUGAGGAAGAGUAGGUCGAUGAUGAUGCGGCCAUCUAGCUUUUGCAUCCUAAAUUCCUGGGUUGCCUAUUUGUGAUCUGUAACUUUAGUAUUUUUUUAUCGCAGAUUUUAUAGUACUGUUGUAGAAUUCUUUCUUGUAUACUGUAUGAUAUCACUGUACUGUUCACUAUACGCUACAUACGUUGUUAUACUUCAUGAUUUCUGCCCUAAGGCUGGGCCUGUCCCAGCAAGUUAUUUCGUUGCC